UUCUCUCUUUCUAGCUAUCUCAAAAGAUAACCUCAUCACCAUGGGAAAUUGUACAAGCAACAAAUAUUUGGCAGAGACAAUAGUGCCGAUGAGCGAUGACGACGAAGAAGUGGAGGAGAUGCUGAGAAGGAGGCUAGUUGUCAAAAACGGAGCUCAGAAAUGUUCAGCGAGUACCACGACGGAGUUGAAGAUUAGGAUCACAAAGAGAGAGCUGGAGAAGUUGUUGUGCAAAGUGGAUGUGGAGGAGUUGCCAGUGACGGAGCUGUUAUCCAAGUUAAUCGAUGUUGGCGAUACAUUCGAGAGUACCCAUCAGCGAUCAUGGCGGCCUUCUUUGCAAAGUAUUCCUGAAGUGAAUUGAACAACAUAUAUGUUAAAUAUUGUAAAUAUUGGAUGUAGACAGGGGGAGUAUUUUGAACCUACUUAGGACUAUGAUUGUUUUAAAGAGGUUUGAUAUAUGACCACUUGAGUUGAAUUAUGCUCAGGUUGGGUUGAGAGAUAUAAGUAUAUACGUUUUAGUUUUCUCGAUUUUAUAGUUUUAUAUAAAAAAAAGAAGCGAAAAUCGGAAUUGCCAUAAAAGAAGAUAUAGUCAAAUAAUGUUUUAGCUUGUUAGUUAAGCACAAUUAUAUAUCUGAUAUCAUGAUAUUUGUAAUAAACAAUGUUGUAUUAACAAGAUGAAAAGAGGGGCUAUUUGGAAUAUAGAGUUGGAUAUGAUAAUGUGUGAGUUAAAAUA
Cucumis sativus (cucumber) is the source of this 730-nucleotide messenger RNA. RefSeq lists its product as uncharacterized. Bases 41 to 358 code for a protein of 105 amino acids. NCBI's taxonomy places the organism in Eukaryota, Viridiplantae, Streptophyta, Magnoliopsida, Cucurbitales, Cucurbitaceae. The record is from RefSeq and is a predicted model, not a curated record. The transcript has a single exon.